UUAAUAUCAACAUCAGUCCCCUUCCCCUCCCCAAAUUUUUACACUAAAUAUCUUUCCCCAUCACUUUAUUUUUUCAAAGCUUUCCACCCCUUUUAUACAGUAAUGCCACUAGGUCCAAAUUUUCUUUUUUUCCUCAUUUUCUUCAUUUUCUCGAAUUUACCCCUUCCAUUUAUUUUUGCUUUUCUUUUAUUCUUUCCCCUUCACCGUUCAAUCCUCCCUCAUCCCCCCUCCCCUCCCUCCCUCCCUUCACAAUUGUCAAGGUUCUCGACAACUGUGCCUUUCCCCCUCAUUUUCCCUUUUUUCUUCAUUUUCCUCCUUUUCAGCCUCCAUUUUACACCAAUCUCACAUUCCUCAUCUCAGAAUCGUUUCUAUCUGUUUAAAUGA
Messenger RNA from Meloidogyne enterolobii, 384 nucleotides. The record is from the annotation of a GenBank genome assembly. NCBI's taxonomy places the organism in Eukaryota, Metazoa, Nematoda, Chromadorea, Rhabditida, Meloidogynidae.